Metarhizium album ARSEF 1941 is the source of this 1671-nucleotide messenger RNA. Its product is annotated as mannosylphosphorylation protein (Mnn4). The transcript is spliced from 5 exons. The record is from RefSeq and is a predicted model, not a curated record. The coding region runs from base 1 to 1671 and encodes 556 amino acids. NCBI's taxonomy places the organism in Eukaryota, Fungi, Ascomycota, Sordariomycetes, Hypocreales, Clavicipitaceae.
AUGGCAACAGGAAGGGAACGUCGCGAGGGGAAGCUCAACGAGCGACUCCGUGGUGCCGGGCGGACAAACGUCGACGACAACGAUACGCUCAGCCUCGAUAUCCCCGGCAUUGCCACCGGGCCGGCAAUACAAAGCUCAAGCUCGCCCGGCUCGGUGCCCGCGCAGCCGGUUGCUCGUACAAGCCCUCCAAGCAGGCAAACUAGUAAUGCGCCCGGUACUCGAGAGGACACAGCGUCUCCGUACCAGCCCCCCGGAAGCGCGGAUGUGCCUGGCGCCCGAAGCUCAAGCGCACCGAGGUCAGCGCCGUCUGAACGCGAUAGGCCCGUAUCGGAUGAACCAGAGCCGGUGCGCCCUCCUUCAAGCGCUGUGCUUCCGAGAAAAGCUGCAGCGGUCAGUAAUUUUACAGAAGAAGUCACGGAAAGUCCAGCUGGGAAGCCUGGGAGCGGUCACAGGCAGCGCAUCAACGAAGCGGUAUACAUCACCGCAGCGCCCACAGGUCGGACACCGGACAUAACCGACGAAGACGACGCAACGGCACAACCGUCAUCUCCAUUGGCAAAUAAGCGUCCGAGUAUUGUCGCUAGGCCAUCGAUUCCAGCAGUCCCUGAAGAAUCAGAAGAAGAGCGGGAGGAGACGCCAAGCAACCAAGUUCGCAUCCGUCCACCGCAACAGCGGCCAGAAGCGGCGAGGGGGGAGCCCGAGGAGCCCGAGGAGCCCGAGGAAUCAGAUCAUUCCGAUGAAGGAGCCGUAGAGAUAGACGAUCGAAGGGCCGCUCAAUCCAUCGGCGUAAAGCGUCCAAGACCUCACGUGACGCGGUCUCCGGAACUGGGUUCUGAGGAAUCAGAAGACAAUGAGCCCGAAGAACCCCUUCAAAAGAGGCACCGCAGAAGCCCGGCAGCCCAGAGGCAACCUGCGAGACGGCCCAAGCCACAGCAAAGGACGAGACGCCACAGUACGGGGAGUGAUGGAGACGACGACGCCGCGAUUGAAAUCACCGUCCAACGGUUUGUCAAUAACUUUGCCCAGGGCGCCGAUGACGAAGAUGAGCUACAGCAAGAGAUUCCGUUUGCCAACCGCGGUGGAGAGACGGUAGUAGAUGUCUUCGCACAGGUCUGCGAAGAAGUGAUUUCAUCGACUUUGGAAACCCUCCGGAAGUCGGUGCAGGCCUCUGAUGAUUUGGGCAAGAAGAAGGAAUUGAGGGUUAGGAUGCGUGCUAUUGCAGCGUACCGAGAAGAGCUUGGCUCUCGGCUGCUCCAGCAUGCUAUCCAUUUAAACCACUGGCAUUCUUUACGCAGACGGCUCCGUCAUGUUCAGAAGGAGAAGCUGGCCCUGCGAGAUGAAAUCAUUCGCUUAAAGGGGGAGAGGGAGCAAGUGGCGCUGCGGAUGGAUGCCGUCCGUAUCAAACAUGAAGCCGACAGCAAGGAAUCAACAUCUCGCCUAAAUGCGUCCUCCCUCAUGCACGACAUCGACUUGGCGGUUGAACAGGGUCGGGCAGCCCCAGAACUAUCUCGCGAGGAGGAGAAGGAAGCCGAUCUGGGCAAUCUCGAUCUGGUACUGGCUCAAAUAUCGGACCAGAUCAGUUCAACGAGCUCAACCGGUGGCCUUCUCCAACAAAUACGGGAUUUCAACGCGUUUCUAGAACGAGCAGCCGCGGCACUUGAAUCAGGAUGA